UGCCGCCGCCUCAGCCGCCUCAGCCGCCUCAGCCGCCGCCUCAGCUGCCGGAACCGAAGUCGCCGCCGCCGCCGCCCCCCCCGGUCGCCGGCUGCCCGCGUGCUGACCCGGCCGGGGUGCGCGGCCAUGGAGGACUUCAUCGUGAUCUCGGACGACAGCGGCUCCGAGAGCCCCGGGGGGCCCCGCUCGGGCAGGGCGCGGAGGCUCCGCCGGGCCCUGGCCCGGACCCCCGGCGCGCUGCCCCGCCGGACCGUGGACUUCAUCGACCUAACGCGAGAGGCCAGACCCAGGCCAAAGGACCGCAACGGACUCUGUGUCAUCGACCUGACCAGGACUGAGGACGAACCCGGGCCCAUUGCCACGCUCGACCUGACAGGAGAGGCUGUCACAUCAUCCCCCAAGGAGCCAGCCAGCCAGCAGCCCUGCCCCGGCCUCGCCGACAAGGAAGGGACCGCAGAGGGGCGGGCGGACAGGAGCUCGCGGCCUGCGGCUCGGAGAAUCAUUAACAGCGAGCCGGUGGACUUGGACCUUUUGGAAGAAGCCACAUCGGAAGGUCCCCCAGGCCGGCCAGCCAUGGGUGGGCAUGCGGUGCAUCCCACGGAGGCUAACUGCAGCGCCUCCGCCUCCCAAGGCGACCUCGGCCGUGUGCCCCACUUCACGCUCGCGCCCAGCGUCCUGCCCCUCUCCCCCACGAGCAAUACCGGGCACGGCAGUCAUCAGCGGGCACCCUUGCCAUACCCACUGCAAGAUGUGCCUUGCCCCCCGCCAGCCCUGCCGUGCCCACUGCACGCUGUGGCAUGCCCGCGGCAGAACCUCUGCCCACCGCGCGCCUCCUCCUGCCCGCCGCGGGCCUUAUCCUGCCCCUCCCAAACCGUGCAGUGCCCACUCCAGGCCGCACCUCACCGGCCUCUCGAAGUGCCAUGCCCCUUUCAAGACAUGCCAUGUCUUCGGAAGGUGCCGGCCCCUUAUCCCGGGCCACCCAGUGGGCCGACCCGACCCGGCCCCCUUCCAGACACCUCCUGGUACCCACCACGCUCUGCCAGCCCACCUCAGGACCCUGUCUGUCCCCGUCAGAACUCUUUGGUCCUCCCUCCAGAGAUGGCAAGCCCCCCGCACACCUUAGCCCAUCCCCCCGACAGGCCCCCGCAGCCAGAUGCGCCUUUCUCUCUGGGCGACAUACCACCGUCCCCAGGACGAGCAUCCUAUUCACUCAGAGACAGUUCCCUGUCACCAGCAGCCAUGCCACCCUCGCCAAGAGAUUCCCCACUGUCACCGGGGAGUGUGCCCCUGUCGCCGCGGGGCAUGCCCUACUCUCCAGGAGACACGCCCCCGACCCCUGGAGAGGUGCCACCGACACCCGGAGACACGCCAUCCUCACUGGGAGCCUCACCUCCUUUUCCCGCAGCCUCGUUCGACUCUCCCGCCAGCGACCUCCAGCACCUGGACAUGCCGAUGGACGUUGCCACCCCCUCGCCCUUCAGCUGCCCUUCCAGCUCCACCACGUCACCCCUGUCAGACAUAUCCCUAGAAAAGGUGCCCUGGCUGUCGGUGCCGGAAACACCCAUCCGCAAAGACAGGUCCUGGUCAGAGCCGGGGACCCCUGUGUCCGCCCAGGUUCCGGCGCCAGUACCCCAGGGAGGCUUAUACAACCGGCCGUGCCUGCACAGACUCAAAUACUUUCUGCGCCCCCCCGUGCACCAUCUCUUCUUCCAGACGCUUAUCCCGGACAAUGACAACAGAGAGAGCAAAGGUCACAAACUAGAACCCAUCCCUCAUCGCAGGCUCCGCAUGGUCGCCAACACCAUCGAGGAGAACUUCCCCCUGGGAACCGUGCAGUUUCUGAUGGACUUCGUGUCACCCCAGCACUACCCACCCCGGGAGAUCGUGGCACACAUCAUCCAGAAAAUCUUGCUCAGCGGCUCCGAGACCUUGGACGUGCUGAAGGAGGCCUACAUGCUGCUCAUGAAGAUUCAACAACUCCAUCCAGCCAAUGCCAAGACCGUGGAGUGGGACUGGAAGCUGCUCGCCUACGUCAUGGAGGAAGAGGGCCAGACUCUUCCCGGCCGCGUGCUCUUCCUGCGCUACGUCGUGCAGACCCUGGAGGAUGACUUCCAGCAGACCCUGCGGCGCCAGCGGCAGCACCUGCAGCAGUCCAUCGCCAGCACAGUGCUCUCCUGCGACAAGCAACCCCAGAACAUUAGGGACGUCAUCAAGUGGCUGGUGAGAGCAGUCACGGAAGGUGGGUCGGAGGAGCAGAUCUCGGGCGGGAGCAGCACCCCCAAGGCCGGCGGCCACUCUCCUCCCCAGCCUCCCGUGGCCAAGCACACCAGCCAGCUGCUUGUGUGCCAGCUGCAGCGGAUGCUGUCCAUCGCGGUGGAGGUGGACCGGACGCCCACCUGCAGCUCCAACAAAAUCGCCGAGAUGAUGUUCGGCUUCGUGCUGGACAUUCCUGAGAGGCGCCAGAGGGAGAUGUUCUUCACCACCAUGGAGAGCCACCUUCUCCGCUGCAAAGUCUUAGAGAUCAUCUUCUUGCACAGCUGCGAGACGCCCACCCGCCUGCCGCUGUCUCUGGCCCAGGCGCUCUAUUUCCUCAACAACUCCACGUCACUGCUCAAGUGCCAGUCAGAUAAGACACAGUGGCAGACUUGGGACGAGCUAGUUGAGCAUCUCCAGUUUCUUCUCUCCAGUUACCAGCAUGUGUUAAGAGAGCACCUGCGGAGCUCCGUGAUCGACCGCAAGGACUUGAUUAUUAAGAGGGUGAAGCCCAAGCCGCAGCAAGGCGACGACAUCACCGUGCUGGAUGUGGAGAAGCAGAUCGGCGCGUUCCGCCGGCGCCUGGUCCAGAUCCUGGGCGAGCCCCUCGCGCCCCAGCUGCAGGACAAGGUCCACCUGCUGAAACUCCUGCUGUUCUACGCCGCCGACCUGAACCCGGACCCUGAGCCCGCAGCCCCCCGCACCCGUGGUGGCCUCCACACCACAGACGCCUCCUGAGUUCCUUCCAGCCCCACCGCCCCAAAGUUCGGAUGCUUUGGAAAAAAGCAGCUCUGAUGGGACCAAAGCGAGCGUACUCAUCUGCAGCUUCCUACAGUAAAGACCUUUUGUUCUCUUUUUCUUUUCUUUCUUUUUUUAUAAUCCUAUC
Messenger RNA from Sorex fumeus (smoky shrew), 3139 nucleotides. It is a transcript of the gene SIMC1, whose product is annotated as SUMO interacting motifs containing 1. Bases 127 to 2991 code for a protein of 954 amino acids. NCBI's taxonomy places the organism in Eukaryota, Metazoa, Chordata, Mammalia, Eulipotyphla, Soricidae. The transcript is spliced from 10 exons. The record is from RefSeq and is a predicted model, not a curated record.